CCACGAAUGCCCACCCGUCCCCCUUCUCCUCCUUUUCCGCCUAGUGUUUUGUAAGCACCCACCUGCUGCCCCGCUUCUCCCGCUCCUUUCACUCGGUGGGGGGCCCCGCUUGUACGAAGCGCGACUCCCUUCGCGCGACGACGCCGACACCGCCGCCUUCCCCUCAGUCUUGUGGGAAAGAGUCCCUUCGGCUCAGGAAGGCGAGCGCAAUGGCGGGCGCUCCCCGCGCGCUGCUGCUGCUUUGCCUUUGCCUCAGCUGGAGCCUGCUCGUGGCCCCCGGGGAGCCGGCGCUGGAGCGCUCGGGCGGGUUACGGAAAAGAAGCGGCGGGGGCAGAAGCCGGGCGGCGGCGUUGGCGACAGGUGACCAGCCUGCCCCGCUCGUCGUCUCCCCAGAGGACAAGGUCUCGGAACACAUGCUCCGGCUCUACGACCGGUACAGCGGCGGUCGGCCCGAGGAGUCUGCGCCCGGCGCGCCGCAGCUACUCCACCUCCGCGAGGGAAACACGGUGCGCAGCUUCCGAGCGCUGCCAGCAGGGAUCCCUGGCAACAAAGAAGUGCGGGUUUUUAACCUGACCUCCCUCACCAAGUCUGAGAACAUCUUGUCUGCUCUGUUGCAUUACUAUGUUGGGGAUCUGCAGAACAGUAGCAAUAACUGCCCUCAUAUCAAGGGCUGCUCUCGCCAUGGGCACAGGAAGCCCGGCAUGCAGAUCAGCCUCUCGCUGUUGAGUUUUCCUCCAUCGGGAAACCAAACUCGGACCCUGGGGCAUUACCCCAUCAACAUCUCCACUGCUUUUCGGGACGUCCUUUCUUGGCAGUGGAAGAACAUUACUCAAGUCUUGAGUAAGGCAAAGCAGAACAACGACCUGCUCAUUGGAGUCAAAAUGGCCUCUGUCGGCCGGCACACCUGGAAGAACAUGCAUCCCAGCUACGAGCCGUACAUUCUCGUUUACGCGAACGACUCUGCGAUUUCGGAGCCUGAGAGUGUCGUCUCCAGCUUGCAAGGGCACUGGAGCCCACUUCCAGCCAGCUUUCCAAAACUAGACAGCCAUUUGAAACGCGGGCUGGGGGAACGGCGGCAAAAGCGCUCCGCCAGCGUCUUGCUCCCUCUGCAGAACAAUGAGCUCCCGGGCGCUGAGUACCAGUACAGCGAGGACGAAGGUUGGGAGGAGAGGAAGCACUACAAAACGCUGCAGCCCCGGCUGGCGGAGAGGGCGAAGAACAAGAAGAAGCAGAGAAAGAACAACCACCAGAAAAGCCAGACGCUGCAGUUCGAUGAGCAGACCCUGAAAAAAGCAAGGAGGAAGCAGUGGAAUGAGCCGAGAUACUGCACACGGCGCUACCUCAAAGUGGAUUUUGCAGAUAUUGGCUGGAGCGAAUGGAUUAUUUCCCCUAAAUCUUUUGAUGCUUACUAUUGCUCAGGUGAAUGCCAGUUCCCGAUUCCAAAGGCCUUGAAGCCCUCCAACCAUGCAACUAUCCAAAGCAUUGUGAGAGCUGUGGGUGUGGUCUCUGGGAUUCCAGAGCCUUGCUGCGUCCCAGACAAGAUGUCGUCUCUCAGCAUCUUAUUCUUCGAUGAAAACAAGAACGUGGUACUCAAAGUCUACCCAAACAUGACAGUGGAAUCCUGCGCCUGCAGAUAACACCCUCCCCUGCAACCCAAGAAGCCUUAUCUUAA
Lacerta agilis (Sand lizard) is the source of this 1672-nucleotide messenger RNA. It is a transcript of the gene BMP3, whose product is annotated as bone morphogenetic protein 3. Gene Ontology annotation, molecular function: growth factor activity; cytokine activity. Gene Ontology annotation, biological process: SMAD protein signal transduction; osteoblast differentiation; BMP signaling pathway. Bases 210 to 1637 code for a protein of 475 amino acids. The record is from RefSeq and is a predicted model, not a curated record. Gene Ontology annotation, cellular component: extracellular region. The transcript has 3 exons. Lineage: Eukaryota; Metazoa; Chordata; Lepidosauria; Squamata; Lacertidae.